This is a messenger RNA of Tetrahymena thermophila SB210, 630 nucleotides long. RefSeq lists its product as hypothetical. The record is from RefSeq and is a predicted model, not a curated record. The transcript has a single exon. NCBI's taxonomy places the organism in Eukaryota, Ciliophora, Oligohymenophorea, Hymenostomatida, Tetrahymenidae.
AUGGAACAAUAUAGCAUACUUAUUUACUCCAAAAAAGGGUCUCAAAAUGGUAAUGUUAUUACUUUUACUAGGUGCAUUAAAAUUAAACUAGAAAAAUAUAAAGUAUACUCCCGUUUAUUUAGGUAGAAACUAUAAUUUACUAGAUAUUUAUAAAAGAAAUAUAAUUUAGUAACUUUAUUUUAUAUAUUACAUGAAUCAUACGUACCUUCAUACAUACAUAGAUAGAUACAUACAUACAAAAAAACAAACAAAAAACAUAACACAGGAUAAAUUUACCACUAAAAAAUUAUUAUUGAUACUACUAAUAAAAAAUUUAAAAUGAAUAAACUUACUUUUUGUGGGAAUAAUAUAAUAAUAUAGAAAGCUACCUUAACAAAUAUCAAGAAUAUAGGUAUCGAGCUGGUUGGAUGGGCAAUUUUUUAACUCUUUACGCUUGUCUAAAUGGUUAAAAAAAUAGUUUUAUUUUUAGUCUUUUAAAAUUUCUAAUUAUAAUAAUAUAUAUACUGUGUGUAAAAGAAAUUUAUUAUGAUGAAGUAAUCUGAUAAAGCACACUUUACUUUUUAGAAUUAAUUCUUAUAUAAGGGAAUGAGCUACUAAAGUAGAAAAUUUUCUAUAUAAAGAUAGAAGUGA